AUCAAAAUUUAGGCAUCAUUUCCGUAAUCCCAAGUUUCCCGAUCCGUCUUUGCCAGUUGGAUAAAUCCUGACGGAUUUCUCCUUAUUCCGUCUUUCUUUCAAUUUCCAGUCGCGCUUGAUUUGGCGCCAGUACCUCUCUUAUUCGAGGCAAAAUGCGGUCGUUUUUCCAGAAGAUUGGUAGCGCUUUGCCCUUCUCCCGACCCUUGAGGCAACUGGAGCAGGAAGUGGAAACUGUUGUGAGGGUGCUACAACCUGGUCCGUUAGGAAUCAUAGAACACAAGUUUAGCUCGGAGGAGGUACAAAAGGCAAAGGAUACUGUCGAGAGAGCUGUUGAAAAUUGGCGCAGGCAUGCCAAAGCCGAGAAGCACAACCCCUUCCUGAAAGAUUUUAUUGACGGGUAAGAAAUUUGAAACUUAUAAAACUAUGUCUCAUAUACAUGAAACAUAAGCACAUCUACUCCCAACAAUGAAUGAAUCAUAAGGCUUAUGAUGUUUUGUCUGUCAUGCUCUUUGUUUCUUUGUUUUUUUCAAAUGAUGAACCCCGCCUCUAUGGCCUUGUAGGACCGGCCGAAUAGUUACCUAUGUUUGCUGGUUUUGGAAAUGAGCUGAUGCUCUGGUU
This is a messenger RNA of Cuscuta campestris, 618 nucleotides long. Lineage: Eukaryota; Viridiplantae; Streptophyta; Magnoliopsida; Solanales; Convolvulaceae. The record is from the annotation of a GenBank genome assembly.